AUGGGCCUCCCAGAAACAGACGAGAAGCACGUCUCGGUCCAACAAACCACCUCCAACGACUCAUCGCCACCCCGAUCCCACUCCGUCAACGUCGAAACCCACCAAGUCCAACUCAAAGACGUCGACGAAGCGGCCAAGUUCGUCGCCGGUUUCCAUGGCACCAUCACGGAAGAAGACAGCCUGCGUGUGCGCCGCAAAAUCGACCUGCACAUGCUGCCACUGAUGAUGAUCCUGUACUUCGUCCAGUUCACCGAUAAGACUACGCUUGGUUCGUCGUCCAUUCUCGGGAUUCGACAGGACAAUCAUCUUUCGCAGUCGCAGUACAACUGGCUGGGUACGAUCUUCUACCUGUCGUAUCUCGUCUUUGAAUGGCCGCAGAGUCUGGGAUUGCAGAAGUUCCCGCCGGGGAAGUGGAUGGCGGGGAAUAUUCUCUGUUGGGGCGUUGUGCUGUGCGCUCAUGCGGGUUGUCAUAGCUUUGCUGGUUUGUUCGUCUGUCGCUUCUUGCUGGGUGUCUGCGAAGGCUCCAUCACCGCUGGCUUCCUCAUCGUGACGAGUAUGUUCUACACGCACGCUGAAGCCACACGAAGAGUCGGAUACUGGUUUCUCAUGAACGGCACGGCGCAGAUCUUUAGCGGCUUCGUGUCGUUUGGAGUAUACCACGUGGAUCCGAGUGUCAUUGCCCCGUGGAAGCUGUUCAUGAUCAUCACCGGACUGAUCACGCUGAUUGUGGGAACCUGCUUCUGGUUCUUCAUUCCGGAUUCUCCGAUCAAGGCGAGGUUUCUGACCAAGGAGGAGAAGAUCAUUGCCGUGGAAAGGUUGAGAAACCAAAGUACUGGUGUGAAGAACAAAACCUGGAAGAGGGAGCAGUUCAUCGAGGCGUUGACGGAUUGGAAACCGUGGGCUUUCGCCUUGUUUGCAGCGUUGGGCAAUAUCUCGAAUUCACUUACCAACAUGACGCAGCUGAUCAUCAAAUCCUUCGGCUUCACCACCGAACAGACCACUCUGCUUGCGGUGGUUCCCGGAGUAAUCGAGAUCAUCACCAUCUACACCUCAGUGCUCGUCGUCAAGAAGUUUCCCAACUCUCGAGCAUACGUCGGCGCAUGCUACUCCAUCCCCAACAUUGUAUCUGGAGUCUUGCUGAUCAGCUUGCCGUGGUCCUGCAAGGGCGGCCUUCUCUUCGCCAUGUACCUGGGAGGAUGGGGAACACCCAGCUUCGUCCUGGCUCUAUCCUGGUGCGCGGCAACCAACACCGGCCACACGAAGAAGACCACCACGAAUGCCAUGCUGCUGGUCGGAUACUGCCUGGGCAACCUGCUGAGUCCGCAGAUGUGGCAGGCCAAGUACGCUCCUCGAUACUACAUCCCAUGGGGCAUCAUCCUGGGCGCGUACGUCGUGAAUCCGAUCAUCUUGAUCUUGAUCAGAUAUUACUUGAACAAGGAGAACAAGCGUAGGGAUGAGCUGGGCCAUGAGAAGGUGGAGAAGUAUUUGGAUGAGAAUGGGGAUGAGAUUGAUCCUACGUUUUUGGAUGUUACGGAUCGGAAGAACAUGGCUUUCAGGUAUCCGUUGUAG
Messenger RNA from Zasmidium cellare ATCC 36951, 1569 nucleotides. RefSeq lists its product as uncharacterized. The coding region runs from base 1 to 1569 and encodes 522 amino acids. The transcript is spliced from 3 exons. NCBI's taxonomy places the organism in Eukaryota, Fungi, Ascomycota, Dothideomycetes, Mycosphaerellales, Mycosphaerellaceae. Gene Ontology annotation, cellular component: membrane. Gene Ontology annotation, biological process: transmembrane transport. Gene Ontology annotation, molecular function: transmembrane transporter activity. The record is from RefSeq and is a predicted model, not a curated record.